Rotaria sordida is the source of this 363-nucleotide messenger RNA. NCBI's taxonomy places the organism in Eukaryota, Metazoa, Rotifera, Eurotatoria, Philodinida, Philodinidae. The record is from the annotation of a GenBank genome assembly.
AUGAGUGACACUGAUGCAUUAAAUACAAUUAUUGAAUUAGAAAACUACUAUACUGGUGUGAAAAAUGAUCUAAUUGGUGAACCAUCAGAAAUGGUUGAUAAAGCAUGGCAUGCACAUAUAUUAAAUACACCAAUGUAUUUUAAUUUUUGUGAAUCAAACUUUGGUUAUUAUUUACAUCAUAUACCGUAUUGGACAGGUGGUAGUGAAGAUCAACAAACACAAGCAAUAGUAUCAUCUUUAGAAUUUCAAAUACCAAUGUAUACGAAACUAAAGAAUUUAGGACUUCAACAUUUAAAUGAAACUGUUUGGACAUAUAAAUCCAUCGAAUUGAACUAUAAUAUUAAGAAAAAGGAUGACCUAUGA